CUUCAUCACACCUUCUCCCGUAUCUUUAAACAUUUCAGGAUCUGCCAUUCUUCUUCCACAGUGCAGCCAAAAAUGAUCAACGACGGCUCCAAUUCCUCUGCUUCAGAGUCCAUCACCGAGACUGGUGCAUCCUCCGUGGUGCACGCUCCCACUGAACAGUUCUUUAUCGAGCAACCCAUCGCCCCUGGAACGUACGUUGGCCCCGUCGAUGCUUCUCUCCUUGGUGCCGACAAGGUCCCUCUGCUCUUCCAACCCUUCACCGUCAAAAACUUGACAAUUGCAAACCGUAUUGUUGUCGCACCCAUGUGCCAGUACUCGGCCAAGGACGGCAUCAUGGGUGAUUAUCACCUCGUUCACCUUGGACAAUUUGCAUUGAACGGUGCAGGCCUUGUCCUGGCUGAGGCCACUGCUGUUGAAGCGCGAGGACGUAUCAGUCCCCAGGAUGCUGGUAUCUGGUCCGAUGCCCAUAUUCCCGGCUUGAAGCGCGUUGUUGACUUUAUCCAUGCCCAGGGUGGCAGGAUCGGUAUCCAACUAGGCCACGCAGGACGUAAGUCAUCUGUCCCCGGCUACUACCACAAAGCUGAGCCUUCUGAUCUCUGGCUCGAUGAGGUCAUUGCCCCCACUGGUGGUGUUGCCUAUGACCACCACCACCAAGUUCCUCGUGAACUAGGCUUGCACGAGAUCCCCGAGGUGAUCAAGGCCUAUGGCGCCGCAGCCCGUCGCGCAAACGAGGCAGACAUGGACACCGUCGAGAUCCACGCCGCACACGGCUACCUGAUCCACCAGUUCCUCUCGCCCUUUACCAACAAGCGUACAGAUCAGUACGGAGGUUCGCUCGAGAACCGUGCGCGCUUCUUGCUUGAGGUCAUCGAGGAGGUCAAAAACAACUUCCCCAAGGAGAAGCCCAUCUUUGUGCGCGUCUCAGCCUCGGACAAUGUUGAGCAUCUGGACGUUCCUUCUUGGGAUAUUGAGCAGACGGUCCAGCUCGCAAAGUGGCUCCACGAGGCCGGUAUCGAUGUCUUGCACAUCUCGUCUGCCGGAAAUGUUGCACAGCAGCAGAUCCAUUAUGCACCCGGCUAUCAGGUGCCAUAUGCUGAGCGCGUGAAGAAGGCGGUUCCGGAACUGAAGGUCAUUACUGUUGGUGUGAUUACGGGCGGUAAGCAGGCGGAGGAGAUCUUGGAGGCUGGAUCGGCCGAUUUGGUGGCGGUAGCGAGGGGUUUCUUGAGAUACCCUAACUUUGUUGCCAAUGCUGCCAAGGAGCUCAAUGUUCGUCCUAGAUACACGGCCCAGUAUAACAUGUUCUUGGCAAAAUCUACACUGUAAUACCUAUACAAAAUAAAU
Molecule: messenger RNA, 1341 nt
Organism: Gamsiella multidivaricata
Lineage: Eukaryota; Fungi; Mortierellomycota; Mortierellomycetes; Mortierellales; Mortierellaceae
Product: NADH:flavin oxidoreductase/NADH oxidase
Exons: 3
Coding region: 73-1323 (416 amino acids)
Cellular component (GO): intracellular anatomical structure
Molecular function (GO): NADP binding; FMN binding; NADPH dehydrogenase activity
Source: RefSeq, a predicted model, not a curated record